AUGGCCUCAUCGGCACUGACGGCGCGCUUGGAGUUACGUAGCGUAACAAGUCUUGUAGAGGGGAAGCAGCAAACGCGGCUGCCUCUUCAUGUGAACCUGCGUCUUGGGGACGGCGCACUCUUUCGAUGCCCGUCUGCUGUGCUGCGUGGGGGUUCGCUGACCCUGUCAGAGCUCUUGGAGAGCGUGAAGGAAGAAGAAGAAGUGGCCUCACAACAGGUGGAGUUGCCGCUGCCGUCGGUGGACUCUGCUGUAUUUGAAACGGUUGCAUUGUAUUUGGAACAUUUCUACGGGUCAACGACUUCAACUUCACCGGGGGAGGAUAAGUCUAGUGUGGGCAAUCUUCAGAUAGUCAGACCGAGCACGCUUUCAAGACCGGUACACGUGCAGGAGCUUUAUCACCUCAGCGACUGGGAGCAUUGCUUUGUUGUUCAGCGACUGCUUAUGUGGCCUCAGAAUUUGUGGGAACUCAGCAGGGAAGGGCAGUGGGUGGACGCAGCUGCUGCGGCAGCGGGAUCCUCGCAGUCGGUGGGUCAAUGCAACGUUCAACACCUUUUGAGAGUUUUGGAGGCGGCAACAAUGUUGGAAAUGUCAUUCUUGCGUGAUCUGUGUGCGGCGGUGCUGUCCAACUUGCUGAUGGACGUGGAUGAGCAGGGCAUUCUGGAGUUGAUGGGGGUUACGGAAACAUUUGGGCCAGAUGAAGAGAGAGCCUUGCUGAACGAGUAUCCGUGGCUCAAAUUUUAG
This is a messenger RNA of Trypanosoma conorhini, 741 nucleotides long. RefSeq lists its product as uncharacterized. The record is from RefSeq and is a predicted model, not a curated record. Gene Ontology annotation, biological process: ubiquitin-dependent protein catabolic process. NCBI's taxonomy places the organism in Eukaryota, Euglenozoa, Kinetoplastea, Trypanosomatida, Trypanosomatidae. The transcript has a single exon. The coding region runs from base 1 to 741 and encodes 246 amino acids.